This is a messenger RNA of Sipha flava (yellow sugarcane aphid), 663 nucleotides long. RefSeq lists its product as uncharacterized. Gene Ontology annotation, biological process: sensory perception of smell. Gene Ontology annotation, molecular function: olfactory receptor activity; odorant binding. The record is from RefSeq and is a predicted model, not a curated record. Gene Ontology annotation, cellular component: membrane. The coding region runs from base 1 to 663 and encodes 220 amino acids. The transcript is spliced from 2 exons. Lineage: Eukaryota; Metazoa; Arthropoda; Insecta; Hemiptera; Aphididae.
AUGUCGCUGGUCGUGCAGAUCACGCAGGUGGUCGGUCUGUACGUAUACUCCAACGAUUUUCAGAGGUUCGCUUUCCUGUCCGUGUUCGUGGUCGAUUCGCUCAUGUGCCUGUUCAAGGGCUACGCGCUGCUGGUGAACGCGGACAGGCUGUACAGUGGCCUGGAGCUAGGCGCGUACGCGUUCACGUUGUGCGGCCGCCGCGACACGUCCUGGAUGCGUCGACGCAAGCCAUUGCUCAGCGGUCUUCUACGCAUGUACGCCGCGGUCAGCUACAUAACCCUUACCAUCUGGCUGCUGGCCCCGUUGGUCGUGGGCGGUCACGUGUCGCUGACCCGCCUGGACGGCACUGUGGCCACGCAGCGCGCCAACAUCUUCAACAUGUGGGCCCCCGUGUCCGACGCUACAUACAACUCGACACCCGUCUGGUCGCUGUUCUACGCGAUCGAGAUAAUCUUUUGCAUCGUGGAUGUGACCAUUUGGGUGUGCUUUGACUGCUAUGCGAUGACCAUGUGCUACAUGCUCAUCGCGCAGUUCGACGCCAUGACAGCCGAAUACGAAACACUCGGUCGCCUCGUUCCCGAUGCGGAAAAAAACGAACCGAUACCGGAUCAUUACGAUGAAUUGAUCUGCAGCAUAAAAGAUAAUCAGAAAAUAAUCGAGUGA